AUGAGAUAUGUCACCCUUGGUUGUGCAUGUGGUGGGAAGGCCCGGAAUAAGGGUUUCAAUGUCACCAAUCCACGUCCGACAGGAAAAACGGAUUGUAAGGCAAGGAUUAAUGCCUUAAAAGUAGAGGAAAAAAUGCAGAUCACAACAAUUCAUAAUGAGCAUAAUCACGGCCUCAGUCCACAAAAAUCUCGGUUCUUUCGAUGUAACAGAGAAGUGAGUGAGGCCGUAAGAAGAGUCCUGGACACAAACGACUUAGCUGGCAUCCGAAUGAAUAAGAGUUUUGGAUCUCUUGUCAUUGGUGCAGGAGACUUCGAGAACCUCCAAUUUUUGGAAAAGGAUUGUCGCAGCUACAUCGACAAGGCACGACAUCUACGACUUGGUGCAGGUGGUGCUGGAGCACUUCGAGAUUAUUUUUUGAGGAUGCAGUACAAGAGUAACGGCUUUUUUGCAUCGAUAGAUUUAGACGAUGAUGGGAGACUAAAGAAUGUUUUCUGGGCAGAUCCACGUAGUAGGGUAGUCUACCAGUAUUUUGGUGAUGUAGUUACAUUCGACACCACAUACCUGACAAAUAGAUAUGGGAUACCCUUCGUACCAUUUGUUGGUGUAAACCACCACGGGCAGUCGAUUAUAUUGGGAGCAGGCUUGAUUUCUAGUGAGGACACGGAGACCUUUACAUUGUUAUUCCAAACUUAG
Molecule: messenger RNA, 693 nt
Organism: Carya illinoinensis
Lineage: Eukaryota; Viridiplantae; Streptophyta; Magnoliopsida; Fagales; Juglandaceae
Product: protein FAR1-RELATED SEQUENCE 5-like
Exons: 1
Coding region: 1-693 (230 amino acids)
Source: RefSeq, a predicted model, not a curated record